Fusarium pseudograminearum CS3096 is the source of this 1326-nucleotide messenger RNA. RefSeq lists its product as uncharacterized. Gene Ontology annotation, biological process: regulation of DNA-templated transcription. The record is from RefSeq and is a predicted model, not a curated record. Gene Ontology annotation, molecular function: zinc ion binding; DNA-binding transcription factor activity, RNA polymerase II-specific. The coding region runs from base 1 to 1326 and encodes 441 amino acids. The transcript is spliced from 5 exons. NCBI's taxonomy places the organism in Eukaryota, Fungi, Ascomycota, Sordariomycetes, Hypocreales, Nectriaceae.
AUGACAACGAGGCUCAGAAACGCGAACCCAUGUGAUGGAUGCGCACUGAGACGCGUUAAAUGCGAGCAAGGAAAGCCUUGUCACGAGUGUCUUCUCCGAGGCAUUGAAUGCACGGCUUUGAGGACCAGGAAGAAGCGUGGGCCAAAGGGUGGAGUGAGAACGACGACAAAAGACAAAGUCGAGAGAUUUCAAGAGAGUAUCAAGAAUGACCAAUCUUGUACUUCUAAUCUACCGUCGUACCGUAUACCGCUUCCUGAAUAUAAACGUAUCCUCACCAUUUCCAAACGACUAGCAACAUCUAUCUGGAUCGUCAUCAACCCCGAACAUCUUCUCACAAAAAUAUCCGAAAACAGCGAGGAUUACGAGUCUCAUGCUCUAGCAGCAGCAUUAUGUGCCGCAACUAUAGCCCAGCUCCGACUACCAGAGCAUGCCGGACCAUUAAACACCACAUCUUCCCUCCAGUUCGCUGCAGAGUGCCUGCAGCUGCGAGAACUCUAUGAUUAUCGUGAGAGUUAUACUCUUGAUUCUCCCCUGAUACCGUUCUUCAUGCACGUUUACCACUCCAAUGGAAAUAAACUGCGUACUGCUGGCUUGUUCUUGAGAGAGGCUGUUACACAGGUUCAGCUUCUGCAGCUUGGUUAUCCUGAGACGUAUGCCCAUUUGAGUACAUCGGAGCAAUCACUGCGAUUGCGGAUAUACUGGCUUGUUCUUAUCACGGAGAGAACAUACUCUGCGCAGCAUGGCCUGCAAGCAGUUCUCCAAGUCAUCGACGUCUUCCCAGAUAUCCAAGACGACAUGGCCGACGAGCGUCGAAUGCAAGCCUUUGUAUCCCUAACAAGACUCUUUGCCUAUUUAGAGAGUAAUCUGACGACAUUUUCAUCAAACCAGCAGCCGCUCGAAAGGCAGAAAUUGGUAUCAUACCAAGCUGCAUUAUGUCUCGACUCGCAUGACCAUGCAGCUCGGGAAGCCCAGAGGGUAGACCUGUUUGUCACUCGACAGUGGAUCAGACUUAUCCUGUGGGAGUACACGGCUCGUCAUUUUGCUAUGUCAUGCUAUCCAGAUGACGAAGCUUUUUCGCUGUUUUUACCUGUCAAGAUUGGGCAUAAGAUGCUUUCGCUUUUUUCAAUAGUGACCAACGCAGCUAUAAAGACACAUGGGUACGGUAUUGAACUCAAAGUGUUUAGACUAGCAGAUGCAAUGCUUGAUAUUAUUGCUUGCACGCCAGUCUCUGCUCAUGGCAAUGCAUGUAUUACAUUCCGUGGGCGGAAAGGAUUCUGGAUUUCUACACAAGAUACAGAAUCGUUUCCGUCAAAGUUGAGAAUGUGA